UUCCAAUGACUUCUCUAGGAGCAGUGAGAUCAGCUUGUAAACUAUGGAACACUUUUUCCAAAGCAUUGUGGUAAAGCAGCUAAGGAGAUUAUGGUAGUCAUGAUGUAUCAUUUUGAGGCUUAUUUAAUGAGCAUCAAUCUCCAUAACCAUAAAGACUUGGUAGAUCCAUUUAUAAAGAAAAUAGGUAAACUUAAACACGUCAAAAUAUGUGAAGUAUUUCACUGCAACGGCUUAUUGUUAUGCGUCACUCAUGAAUAUAAGCUCGUGGUAUGGAACCCGUAUUCGGGUCAAACCAGGUGGAUCCAACCUAGAAACGACGACAUAUCAGGCCCUGUUAUAUAUUGUGUGGGAUACGACAUCAACAACAACCACAAAAUCUUGAGGCUUUCUUAUUGGAUUGAUAAUUAUGUUUGUGAAAUCUAUGAUUUUAAGUGUAAUUCAUGGAGGGUUCUUGAUAUCACUAUGGAGUGGUAUAUACGUGGUCAGGGUGUGUCCUUUCAGAAAAAUAGCUACUUUAUUGCUCAGGGAAUGAGGAAAGUGGAAGAAGUAACGUCGAAAGGUUGUUUACUCUGUUUUGAUUUUACAAGAGAGAGAUUUUUGGGCCUUUCUCUGCCAUGUCACUGUCGUAUUGAAGAUUCUGUAAUUCUAUCUGUUGUUAGAGAAGAGAAGCUUGCAGUGUUAUAUAGGAGGCGUGAUGCAUUAGAGAUAGAGAUAUGGAUUACAAAUAAGAUUGAGCCCAAUGAAGUAUUGUGGAGCCACUUCUUAAAACUUGACAUGGUAAGAUUUCAUUAUUUAAAUGGAAGUUUCUUCGUCGACGAGAAGAAGAAAGUGGCAGUGAUUUGUGAUGUAGACUAUACAACGAGGGCCAACUACAAAGCUUGCAUGGUUGGAGAGGGUGGACACUACAGAGAGUGGAUCUCGGAGAAUCUAUCUGUCAGCCACAUAUGUGCUCUUAUGUUCCAAGUUCGAUGCAGAUCCAGUAAUGUUCCAAUACUUACAAGACGACAAGAUUCAUUAGUCUUAUUGUAUAGUUUACAUUAAUACUUAUGUUUUUUUUCCAUCAAGUGUUCUCAUGUCCUUUUGAACAAGACUG
Arabidopsis lyrata subsp. lyrata is the source of this 1093-nucleotide messenger RNA. RefSeq names its product putative F-box protein At5g51000. Lineage: Eukaryota; Viridiplantae; Streptophyta; Magnoliopsida; Brassicales; Brassicaceae. The record is from RefSeq and is a predicted model, not a curated record. The transcript has a single exon. Bases 91 to 1041 code for a protein of 316 amino acids.